Messenger RNA from Lottia gigantea (owl limpet), 2871 nucleotides. RefSeq lists its product as hypothetical. Lineage: Eukaryota; Metazoa; Mollusca; Gastropoda; Lottiidae. Gene Ontology annotation, cellular component: condensin complex. Bases 174 to 2315 code for a protein of 713 amino acids. The transcript has 18 exons. Gene Ontology annotation, biological process: mitotic chromosome condensation. Gene Ontology annotation, molecular function: chromatin binding. The record is from RefSeq and is a predicted model, not a curated record.
UUAAUCAUUAUUUCGUGGUAAAAAUGUGUUAUCUCUAAAAAUCUAGGAUUAGGUAAAGAAUGUUGCCAAAAUCAAGGUUGCUCAUUUCAUGGAGUAUGUCACAAAACUGGUGAUUGUAAAUGUAGUGGACCCUUUGAUUGAGAUCCUUUAUCGUAGACUUCCAUGUGAAAACAAUGUCUGUUCGGGAACCGUUAACCCCGCUUUCAACCAACAAUAUGUCAACACCGACAUCAAAACGACCUAAUACUGCUUCCAAAUUUGUGUCUCCAUCAACUAGUAGACAUGCUCAUAUUCAGACACCUGUCGGGGUCUUUACUAAAGAACAUGAUGAUGCAGCUGAGAAAAGAGAUCGUCGUAGGUCAAGAGUUCUUGAGUUACAGAGGAAAGCUGGUACAGCUGGAGGUAGUCCAAUUUCUCCAGCUGACAGACGACGUUCAACACCUUUAAAUGGUUUAACAGCCAGUCAACUAUCUGAUCAUUAUGCCAGUUGUAUUAAACUCUCUACAGAAAAUAAAAUAAAUGCUAAGAAUGCCUUCGGCCUUCAUCUGAUUGAUUAUAUGUCAGACUUGUUACAGAAGAAAGGAUUGGAAAAUUUUCAGGUUGCCAGUACAACAUUAGAUGCUAGUGCCAAAAUUUAUGCUGGAAGAGUAGAUUUUAUUCAUUCUGAAACUUAUAAAGUAUUAACUGGUCUGGGGCGGUCAGAAAAAGACAAAAACAAAGAGGAUGAUGGAGAGGGAGAUGAGAACACUGGUGAAGCUGGAAGUAAUGCAGAGGAAGUCAACAAAAAGAAAAGAAAGGCCAGAAAAAGUCGGACAAUUGAGACCAAUUUAAAGAAUAUAAAUGUCAAUAAAUUUGAUUUAGAAUUUGAGGUAGAUCCUAUGUUUCAAAUAACAUCAGCAGCCUUUGAUGAAGGAGGAGUCAGUGGACUGUUAUUAAAUAAUUUACAAUGUUUUGAUGAUAGUCAAGAAUUAAUAUUAGAUUCCUCUACCCAGGUUUCUAUUAUAGAUGAUAGAAAUUUACAGCCUAGAGGCUGUCAACCUGUAGACACUGGAGAUAUAAAAGAAUUAUUUUCCAAGUUACAUAUGGAAGAAAAAAGAAUCUGUCCUGCAUUUGAAGAUUUUAGAUUUACAGAAUGGGAUGGCUCUGAUACUAGUUCCAUCAUACCCAAACCCUCAUCAGAACAUGUAUUUGAUGUGAAUGCUGAGGUAGAACCAAUCCCGGAACCAGAUGAAGAUAACUACAACAGAGAUGUAGAUGUUUUAUCUUUUACUGGGGGUGAUAGUGAUGAUGAACAUCAUGGGUUCGAUCCUGAAUCACAAGAAGAAACUAUGUCUCAUGUACUAGGUGAUAAUAAUACAGCUAAACUAGUAGAAUCAGCUUUCAGAGAUUUAACACAUGGGUCAGUGGGAAGUUUGAUGCAGAUUUUAGCCUCAGAACCUUCAGAUUACUCCUAUUUUGAUAAAGCUUUAUUAAAAUCUUGGGCUGGACCAUCACAUUGGAAACUUGGACCCUUAUCUAAAGAUCCCAAAAAUGUACCCAAGAAUCCUAAAGCCAAGAAAGUAGAUUAUACAAUAGAUUAUGAAGGUGAUGUAGAUUUAGAGAAACCAUUUAGAAAAUCUAAAGCUACUACAUUAACUAAAGCUACAUUAACUAAACAUACUAAAACUCAGACUACCCUACCUCAAGAUCAACAUUAUGAUGCUGAUAAAUUAUUCAAAUUAUUUAAUAAACCUAAAAUUAUGAUCAAGAGACAGACAGCUAGUGAUGUUGGUGUAGAUGAAGCAGUAGAGAAUUAUGAUUAUGAUAAUGCUAAUGAUAAAGAUAAUUACUGUCCUGCUGAUGCUGCUGAUGAUGAUGAUGAUGAUGACCAAGGGUUCAACUUUACGGCUGCCUGUGGUGAUGAUAGUCAGGAAAUGACUCAGAAUCCUUCAUUACAAGACACAUUAUUUGAUGGUACAGUUCUAGCAGGAGAUAAGUUAUUAGCCCAACCAUAUAAGGUAGCUAAAAUUGAUAUUGGCUAUGCUAAAACAGCUAAGAAAUUAGAUGUAAGAAGAUUAAAGGGCUCUAUGUGGAAAUUAUUAACCAAAAAAGAAGAAGAAGCCCCUGUGCAAGAAGAAGAGAGUGAAAAUAUAACUAUGAAUACAUCCUGGUCUUUCCAAUCAUUAUUAGAACAAUUACCAGAGAAAGUUUCCACAAACACUGCCAAGAAUCUCAGCGUUCCUAUUGCCUUUGUGUGUUUACUGCAUUUAGCUAAUGAAAAGACAUUGAAGAUAACAGGAGAAGAGUUAAAAGAUUUAGUUAUAUGUAAAGAUUGAUGAUGAUGAAAGGAAGAUUGUUGUUAUUGUUGUUUAUUGUAGAUCUCUUAUCAUUCAUCAUGUUUUUAUACUCAAAGUGCUCAAAACAUUACAAUCAAACACAUUACCCAGUACCCAUUGGAUAUCCACAAGUCCCAAAGCUAUUUGGACAGCUUUUAGACAGCCUUUAGUACCCAUUUACACACCAAGUGCAGUGAAAAGAUAAUACUUCAACUAUACUUUAAAGAGCAUUGAAAAUCAAGGUAUAUAAGAGAGGUUUGUUCUCAGUGAACAGUAUAUAGACUGUAUGUCAGUUGUACUAAAAUUAUACAUUAGGAACUUAGUCAGUAAUCAAAGGUUAUAAAAGAUGAUAUUUGCAUCAAUAUGCAAACUUUCUUUGUUGAAAUUUAAAUAUGAAAUUAUAAUUGUUUUGUAGUGUGUAUAUUGUAUAUGAAAUGGUUUUAUCUUUUAAUAUUACGCACUUAUAGAUGAAGACAAAGCAAUUUAUUCUACAAUUUAUGAUACAAAACAUUUCACAGUAGGUACAAUCCCAAUGUGUCAAAUGCUUGCUUGAUUU